AUGAACCAGUACAGUAUGUCCUUCCCUUCAUUAGUUUCUAUCUAUCUAUCUAUCUAUCUAUCUAUCUAUCUCUCUCUCUCUCUCUAUAUAUAUAUCUCUAUUUUUGAAACAUGUUUCUUUCCACCACUCUCUUUCCACCUCUCUCUCUCUCUCUCUCCCCUUCCACCUCUCACUCUCUUUCCACCGCUCUCUCUUUUUCCACCUCCCACUCUCUUUCCACCUCUCUCUUUCCAUUUCCCUUUAAAUUUUGCUCCUCUUUCUCUCCAUCUUCUUUCUUCCAUCUCUCUUUCAUUUUCUCUUUGCUUCCCUACUCCUCUCUCACUCUCUUUCUCUUUAUAUUCUUUCUUCCAUCUCUCUUUCACAUUCUCUUUGCUUCCCCCUCUCUCUCUCUCCUUCUCUUUAUCUUCUUUCUUUCAUAUCUUUCCCUUUCUCUCUACUCCUGUCUAUCCUCUUUCACUCUCCUCCUUUUCUUCCUCUUUGUAUCUUCUUUCCUUUUCUCUGCUCCCCUCAACAUCUCUCACUCACCUUCUCUUUAUCUUCUUUCUUUCAUGUCUCUUUCUCUCUGUUUUACACCAUCCUCUCUUCCUCUGCUUCUCUCUCUUUGAUCUCUCUUUCUCUUUUCUCUUCAUUUUCUCUCACUCUUCCUUUUCAUCUUCUUUCUCUCUGCUGCCCAACCCUUCUUUCAAUUACUUGCUCUUUAUUGUCUUUCAUCUUUCUUUCACAUUCUCUUUGCUCUCUCUCUCACUCUCUUUCUCUUCUUUCUUUCACCUCUCUUUCACUUUCUCUUUAUUCUCCACACCCUCUCCCUUCCACAUUCAGCUAUGA
Messenger RNA from Acanthosepion pharaonis, 825 nucleotides. NCBI's taxonomy places the organism in Eukaryota, Metazoa, Mollusca, Cephalopoda, Sepiida, Sepiidae. The record is from the annotation of a GenBank genome assembly.